AUGAGUUACCGACUUGUCCUUUCUCUUGCAUUGCCAGUCCUCUUGUCCUCUUCAACAAGUAAUGGUACUAUAGCUUUCUGCAGCUUGUUCACGUGCCACCAAUGUGGUGCACUACUCAAAUUCCAACAUAGUCCAGUGUCCAUUGAGGAGAAGAUCAUGAAGCUUCGACCGGUAGCCUACGAGCACCCGUCGGAGGUGUCCGAGCAACGAGACAGCAAGGGAGAAAACGAGGAAGACCAGAUGCCAAGACUUACAGAAAAAACAGACGCUGGAGAGACCGCAGAUGCAGAUGAAGAGGAAGAAGCAGCACAUAUGGCAGCUAGGUCCUCACUAAGUCAACAGCAACAGCAGCAAAAGACGCCGGCUAUUGUCCCCGAGAUUGUGUGGGAACGACAACGUCUGGACUACAGCAGUGAUGUUGGUGUUUGGGUGCCUGCUGAAUUCGACCUCGUAAAUAGGAUUGCAGCUUACACGAGCUGCAAUUGUGGAGAUAUUGGACAAAAUAUUGCCGAUGUGGUGCCGGCGCGACUACUGAACAAGCCGCACUUGUGGAUAUCGGACUGGGAGGUGGAUUACUCCCUCCCGCACUGCGAUGAAGAAAGGUGGGUAUAUGCAUCCUCGCACGUAGAUUUUGGCAAGCUGGAGGAGCCUCAUGUGCAUCGAGAGGAGGCAGUGAAAGGUGGUGAGCUCAGUAGAACUGCCAAAAAGACUGAAAGGAACUACUGGACUGCAGCACGGUUCUACACAAAAAGUGGUUGCCUACUUGUCAUGACUGUGAAGGAAGGUGCUGUCCCGAUUUACUCAAGUAUUGAACGAACUGGAGGAGGAUCGAGCUCAAUACGAGGAUUUUAUGGCUCAAAUCUGCAGACAAAGGGCGGGCAUCAGCACGAACAUUGUGCGAUGAUGGAGAUUACGAUACCGAUGAGUGGCACAUUGACCCAGAGCUUUGCGCUUUGGAGGAGGAAGAGCGGCAACUAA
Molecule: messenger RNA, 978 nt
Organism: Peronospora farinosa
Lineage: Eukaryota; Oomycota; Peronosporomycetes; Peronosporales; Peronosporaceae
Source: the annotation of a GenBank genome assembly